This is a messenger RNA of Plenodomus lingam JN3, 909 nucleotides long. Lineage: Eukaryota; Fungi; Ascomycota; Dothideomycetes; Pleosporales; Leptosphaeriaceae. The record is from RefSeq and is a predicted model, not a curated record.
AUGGCCGAGGAGAAACCCAACUGCAAAGUCAUACUCGCAAAUAACAUUGCCAAAAGCCUGCUGGAGGAAGUCCGCGGUGGCCUCAGCAAGAUUGAUCGCAAGCCACUACUCGUAGGCUUCCUGUCCAGCGCAGAUCCCGCCGCGCGCGUCUACGCCGAAUGGACGGGCAAAACCUGUGUCGAGAAUGGCUUUGCAUUCGACUUGCGCGAAGUGGACCGUGAAUUGCUCGAAGACCAGCUCAUCGAAGCAAACAAUGAUCCCUCCGUCGACGGCAUCAUUGUCUACUACCCCAUCUUUGGCAAUCGACAGGACCAGUACCUGCAGCAGAUUGUGUCAAUCGACAAGGAUGUCGAAGGCCUGUCCCAUCGAUACAUUUUCAACAUGUACCAGAACAUCCGCUUUCCUGGACCCUGCAAACACCAAGAAAAAUUGCACGGACGAACCAUCACCGUCAUCAACAGGAGCGAAGUAGUCGGCCGGCCGCUUGCAGCCCUGCUUGCCAACGACGGUGCGCACGUAUACAGCGUGGACAUCAACGACGUGCAAGAAUUCACCCGGGGCGUCGGGCUCCGCAAGCGACGACACGAAGUCGUGGAGAAGCCCGGGUGGACAAUCGAAAACUGCCUACCCAUCAGUGACGUCGUCAUCAGCGGUGUGCCGGGCGACAAGUACAAGGUGCCGCUGGAGACGAUGAAGGACGGCGCCGUCUGCAUCAACUUCUCCAGCGAGCGCAACUUCACCCCCGAAGUCAAGGAAAAGGCUUCGAUAUAUGUGCCCGCUAUCGGCAAGGUGACUAUCGCGGUCUUGUUGAGAAAUCUACUGCGACUAGCACAAAACAGAAUCGAUGCGGCUGCCAACAAUGUAGAAAGCAAGUCGUCGGAAGAAGCCAAUGCCCUGGCUUCAUCAUGA